AUGUCAUUAACUCAAACCUCCACACCUGGGAGAAGUCCCCCCAUCUUAACACCACCCACAUCCACCGUAAUGCCAACUCCAGUCGCCCUACCGCUGCUCCCAGCAUUAAAGCAGAAAGCAGCAGCAGCAGCAGCAGCAGCAGCAGCAUCAGGAGGAGUAGGAGUAGGAGGAGGAGCGAAAACGAGAUAUGAACGUAUGGGGCGACAGCAUGAGAAUACUAAAAUAGCACCACGACACCAUGGCGGGACAACUUUGUUAUUUAAUGUUCAAGACCCAAAGGGUAAUUUAGAUUCUGCCUAUAAUACCAUUGGUAAUGGUAACACGGUAAGUUUAUGUGAUUCAGAGGAGAUGCGAUUGUUAAAUUCUAUGGGGGGUGGUUAUGAUCGUGGAUUUAAAGAAGCCCCACCAACCACUUCAUCCCAAACAAUGACACCAAUGGGAAGAGGUACAAUAACUACUAUGGCGAGCUCAUCACGUGCACAUUCCUUGGCGCAAUUAGUCUCAUCCGAGGGCGUAAGGAAAGGUGCUAUUAACGUAUCAAACGAACACUCCUCUCAAUGUACAGAUAUUUCAAAGAGAAAUGAUCAUCAACGUCAUCGUCGAAAUGGACCUUCACACGAGUUUGAUCCUUCCACAUACACCGCACUGUUACCCGCAACUGUGAGACUACAAAAGGUAGGAGAGAUUCAAAGUAAAGUUGUGACAGGAACAACAGCGAAGGAAUUUCUCGCUGAACGUGGUGUUAUGAAGUCUGAUCGUAAUAGUUUAAUAAAUGGUAACAAAAGAGUUCAAGGAGUUCCAAUGCUUGAACUUCGACAAUUUGAAACAAGAAUGAAGGUACUGAAAGAACGUGGACGUAAUGUUCGUCGUCGAUGGAAACGGCAAACCUCUAUUAGGGCAUCAGGAAAUAACCGAAAUGUUAGAAUAGUGGAUGAGGAUGAUGAGAGCAGUUCAGAGUCUGUAGAAGGCUCUGAGAGUUCCACAGAUUCAAGUUCAGCAGCGUCAAGGGAGGAAGAACAACUAAAGAAAAGAAAAGAAAAUGUAGCGGCAGCUGCUGCACGGCGAGAACGUAUUAAAUUACUUCAACUCUCUGGUGAUAAUGCGAGUGAUAGGGUACUUUUACGAAAAGAACUAAGGAAAAGUCGAAUGGAAGUGGAAAAGGCUCGAAAUGGUAUUAUGACUCCAAUGCUCCUUACACAACAACAAGAAGAAAACCUUUUACAAGAUAAUGAAGAUAGGGAAGAUAAUAAUGAAAGUAAGAGUAAAGAGACACAUUUACACAUGGAAGAUGUUUCCUGGGGAGUUGAGAAUAGUAUAUUACCCAACAGAACUCCAACCCUAUCAUUCCCUAACGAUACUGCCACUUAUCAAACUUCAGAGAAACGAAUGAGUCGAACCUCUACGAGCCAGAGUGAAAAUAGACGAGUGAGUGUUCUCUUUCAGGAUCUCCUUCGUCGGGCAAGAGGAACAAUGGUGUAUGGAUUAUGUCCAGCCGAUAUGCAACGGGAACGACGACGACGACGACGAAGAAGAGAAACAUCAGCUUUACUAUGUAUAUCCCCAUCACCCUCACCACCACCACCAAUAAAUAACUCUGAACACGCCACACCGUUUAGUUCACAACCACGUAGUGCACAUCAAAGAACAGAUAAAAAAUUACGACUCGGUGAUGAUGAGGGAUCGCAAAGACGUCAUCGACCGCUUCCAGUGGAGUACGGUGUGGGAGAACGAUCACGUCAGUUGUAUGAUACACAGGUACAGGAACAACGGAUUGAAGAUUUACAAAUGGAGUUAGAACAUGGGGAAGAUAUAUUACGUACACGAGAAUUGUUGUCAGUAUUAUUACCAGAACGGAUUAAACUCCUUGAUGAGUCUUUUGGACAAAGACAUGAGCAUGCAAAUGUUGUUUUGCAAAGACAUCGAGAUAAACUUUUUAAGAUGGCAGCUAAUGUACAAGCUGAAGAACGACAAGAAGCAUGUCUUGCUCUUGUUAAUCUCUUAGAGGAGUCUUACCGUGGUGAAAUUGCAGAAACGGCAUGGCCUUCUGUAAUGAAUGCAUUAAAUAAAACACGUGAACUUAUUCUUAUUUCUCCAAAUCGUUGUAAUAUACGCAGUUUUCAAUCUAUUAUUAAAGAAUAUUUUUUAAUGCCGCAUCUUUUAGAACCUGGUGUAGAUGAUAUGCUUCGACGUCUUUCACAACUCUUUGACUUGACGAAAUCACAAUAUCGAUAUGUCAUGACAAAUAUCUAUCAACGACUUAAUCAACCACGAAAUUAUCAAUCACGUUUUCGUGAGAUUGAACGUACAAUACUUGGAAAAGGUGAAACUUCAGAAAAACGCUACCGUGUUGUUCUCCAUCGUUGUCGAUUUCUACUUCCCUUUACAAAUAUGGGACCUGUUGUACCAACAACAACGACAACAAAUUCUUCUGGUCCAUCUCUUACGAGUGCUCCCUCAGAUUUCGCUGGAAGUGUGACGGUGUUGAAUGCCAGUGCUACGGCUGCUGGAGUUAAUGUUAAUAUUAAUAUUGGCUCUUCAGAUGCGCAGGGAACUGUUGUGAGUGGUGGAGAGAUGAUGCGGCGUGAUCGUGGGGGUGAACGAUUUAAAAUUACUGUACAAUUAAAAAGUGAUCAUCAAAGUUUUCUCUCUAGAGCAGUAUCGGCUCGUACAAAGGAUAGUGCUGGAAUGAUAUAUAUGAAUGACAAAAACUCUAGUGGAGAUCAUGUACCAUUUUAUACAGCGAAUUUACGACGACAAGCCUUUCGUUUACAAUUGUAUGAUAAUUCCUUAUUAGAAGUGGCGGUGCUGCGUAAUGGACUAGUGAUUGCCUCUGGGGAAUUAAAGAUGAUAGAUUGUACAUUGGAUGCCCGGGGAACGGCACUCUUGUGGCUGCGAUUAACAAGUGGAUCGUGUCUACAGGCAGAGAUUAAACUUGGGCUUGAGGUACUGUAUGAAAAGGAACGCGGUCGAAGAAUGACAAAGAAUGAUUUAUACAAGUAA
This is a messenger RNA of Trypanosoma theileri, 3000 nucleotides long. RefSeq lists its product as uncharacterized. The transcript has a single exon. The record is from RefSeq and is a predicted model, not a curated record. The coding region runs from base 1 to 3000 and encodes 999 amino acids. Lineage: Eukaryota; Euglenozoa; Kinetoplastea; Trypanosomatida; Trypanosomatidae.